Molecule: messenger RNA, 1077 nt
Organism: Periconia digitata
Lineage: Eukaryota; Fungi; Ascomycota; Dothideomycetes; Pleosporales; Periconiaceae
Source: the annotation of a GenBank genome assembly
ACAUAUAUCAAGUCGGAGCUGUCUGCAUCCUAUCUAAUUUCCCUUUUUUUUGGAUUUCAAUUUUCUUCGCGUGGCGAUUUGGAAGGGCGGAAGAUCAGUCAUAGCACAGCUGAAGAACUGCACAUACUCAUGUUGUCGCUAGGCUCCUUGACAAGCACUUUCACACCCCCCUCGGGGUGUGUAGGACCCAGUGCGACAUGGUUGCUUUAUGAUCGAGCGAACAGUGCUUCAUAUUACCUGCAAGGCCAAACGAGCGCUUCCAGCUGCUUUCCCCCGAACUAUGAUCCGCAAACGAUUGCGUAUUAUUCUCCUGGUGUUUGUCCUUCUGGAUAUACAUCUGCUCGCCCUCGCGACACUUCCACAGCAACAGGAACGCACACUUGUUGUCCAACAUUUGCCGUCUUCGAAGGUCGCGAAACUUCUCAAGAUAAUCUCUUCAUGUCGACGAUGGCAUGCCAAUCUUUUUUCGGCGGUUCUGGCACAAUACUGGUGACAAAAUCAUCCGGGGAGGAAAUCAUCACAACGACAACAAGUUUUGGCGCUUCGGACGUUCUAAAUGCGUACGGCAUCAUCGUAGCCCUCGCGACCGAAACGUCUUCUUCUACACCGGCUAUCACAACGACUUCACAAACAUCUAAUAUAGAACCGAUUCAAACUAGCACCUCCUCGCAGAUCACUCCUGCGAUUCCCGCCUCAACGUCUCAGCAAACCGAAUCCUCUCGCAAACUCAGCACCGCGGAAAAAGUUGGAAUUGGCGGAGGUAUAGCUGGCGGAAUUCUACUUUUGACCCUUGGAGGGGCGCUGGGCUAUUACAUUAUGCUGUCAAAACGGCAAAAAAGCGCCAUCGUUGCAUCCAAGCUCCAGCCACCCUCGCCAUUACACGAGAUUGACUCGUGGCCUAUACACGAAAUGGUCAUGCAUCACCCAGAAACUACUAGAGGGAAAGUCACAUACGGACUCUACACGAGCGGAGCGACUCACGAGCUUUCCACAGAUAGAGAUGCAUCUGAGCUAGCUACAGGCAGACACAUAUACGAACUCGGUACGGGCAAAGAUACGCAUGGAGCAAUUAAGUAG